Messenger RNA from Paramecium pentaurelia, 876 nucleotides. The record is from the annotation of a GenBank genome assembly. Lineage: Eukaryota; Ciliophora; Oligohymenophorea; Peniculida; Parameciidae.
CAAUGUAUAAUUCAAAAUCUUUAUGUAAGUACUAUUUAUAAUACCUUUAGAUCAAUAAGUAUCACCAAGUAGUGGACGUAUAUAAAAGAUCUCUGAAAAAUUAUCAACCAUUUAAAUUGGAGUAGAAAACGAAAGAUUUCAAAAACUAGAAUAAGCUGAAUAAAGAAUUCAAUAAGCAGAAGAUGCUUUUAAUGAAUUUUAAGAAUAAAUAUUCACUAAAUUAAAUGGACUUAGAGAUUAAGUAUUUAUUUAUACAUUAUCAUUAUAGUUAGGAAAAUUAUAAAAAUAAGUGGAAGAAGAUAAAUUAGCUAAAGAAUAGGCAAAUGAAACUAAGAAUAGGGAAGUCUUAGCUUUAGAAAAGAAAUUUGAAAAUGCUAUUUAAAAUGAAACUCAAGUUAGAAAAGAAGGAGAAUCUAAAGUACUUAGACUUCUAGAAGAUAAAACUGCUUUGUUAAGAACUGAAAUUUAAAAGGAAACUGCUGCAAGAGUAGAUUCUAUAGAAGGAAUUCAUUAAGGACUAUAAAAUGAUCUACCUAAAAUUUAAGAAGCUAUUAGAACUGAAGCCAAUGAGAGAGAUGAAUCUGAUUAAAAUGUAGUCUCUUUAUAUAUCUUCAGGUUAUGAAAUCAAUUACUGACGAACUUGUUAAACUCAGCAAUCUCAUUAAUGUAGAAAAGAGAAAUAGAGAUGAAAGUGAACAAUCCAUAUUUGAAAUGCUUAAAGAUAUUGUUAAUAGAGUAAAAGUAGAAUUAGAUUAAGAAAAAAAGACUAGGUAUUAUAAUUAUAUAUAAAUCAAAUUAGAGAAUAAUCAGAAGAGCAUCUUUUAAGUUUAUUAGAGGAUACCUGCAAUAAAUUAAGUAUUGCAGCUAAUUUAUGAU